GGGUAGUUAUGGAAAUGACAGAAGUGGAUAUGAUACUUGCGAGGAAGCUGAUGGGGUGCUGAAAGUAAAAGACAGUUGGGUUGGGAUUUCUCGGGAACCAGGACUGAGUCAGUGACUUGUUAAAACGACGCAACAAAAUGGCAGGGUGUCAACUGGUGGGAAAUUCGGUGUUUAAUGGGACCGACAGUCGAAAUUGCCAUUGUCGAUUCGUUAAAUUUUCGGGGCUGCCACUGUAUUAUCGUCUGCUCAAAGCUCCAUUGACAAAUAUCUCGGCGUCCAUUGAAGGUCCUCCUGACGGCUAUAGGAAAAAUGUCGGAAUUUGUCUCGUAAAUCCUUCUAAAAAGAUAUUUACAGCUUCGAGGAUAUAUAUCCCAAAUACCUGGCAAAUGCCUCAGGGUGGUGCUAAUAACGGUGAAGAUCUAAGAAAAGCAGCCAUGAGAGAACUUAGAGAAGAAACUGGUGUUACAUCAGCCGAAUUUCUUGCAGAGGCACCUUAUUGGCUGACUUAUGAUUUUCCUAUUAAAGUGAAACAUAAGCUUAAUCGUAGAUGGGGAACAAAUUAUAAAGGUCAAGCACAGAAAUGGUUUCUUUUUAAGUUCACCGGGAAUGAAGAAGAAAUCAAUCUUUUAGGUGAUGGUUCGGAGAAGCCAGAGUUCAAAGAGUGGUCAUGGAGGUUACCAGAACAAGUUGUGGAGCUUGCCGUGGAUUUCAAGAAGCCAGUUUACGAACAAGUUCUCAAAGUAUUCAGCCCCUACUUUUCAUUGGACACAGAUGAAGAGUAUCCGACUAAGAAGGGACCAAAUGGGGGAAAACACAUAAGCAGACUAUUAAAAGGAGUUCAACCAAGAGUAAACCUAGUGGAGGAAAAGUACAUAAGCAAAAUAGGAGUUCAACUUUACUUCAGGGUCAGCUAUCUUGAUUUUGCAUUGUUUUGGGAUUGAAAUGUGAAAAAUAAUAUUGGGAACUUUUCCGAUCAAGCUGAUGCGACUGGUUAUAUAAGUUUCUUCCUGAUGAAACUUGAUUUAUUUGUUCGUCGGCAAUCGCAAAUCUGUCCCUCCAUUUGUCUCUAUGAAUUGGACACUAGAACUAUUCUUUUGCAAGUUGAAACUUUUAAAGGCAAAUCCA
Molecule: messenger RNA, 1125 nt
Organism: Hibiscus syriacus
Lineage: Eukaryota; Viridiplantae; Streptophyta; Magnoliopsida; Malvales; Malvaceae
Product: nudix hydrolase 27, chloroplastic-like
Exons: 6
Coding region: 138-941 (267 amino acids)
Biological process (GO): ribose phosphate metabolic process; nucleoside phosphate metabolic process
Cellular component (GO): chloroplast
Molecular function (GO): guanosine-3',5'-bis(diphosphate) 3'-diphosphatase activity; bis(5'-adenosyl)-pentaphosphatase activity
Source: RefSeq, a predicted model, not a curated record